Molecule: messenger RNA, 2694 nt
Organism: Suricata suricatta (meerkat)
Lineage: Eukaryota; Metazoa; Chordata; Mammalia; Carnivora; Herpestidae
Gene: GATAD2B
Product: GATA zinc finger domain containing 2B
Exons: 12
Coding region: 560-2341 (593 amino acids)
Biological process (GO): negative regulation of transcription by RNA polymerase II
Cellular component (GO): NuRD complex
Molecular function (GO): zinc ion binding; sequence-specific DNA binding
Source: RefSeq, a predicted model, not a curated record
AGCCAGUCAGGUGCCCCAGGAAAGUUUAUUUCAAAAUUGGUAGUCACACAUAUACCACUUUUGUCUUUCCUGAUCUUUCCUUUUAUAUUGGCCUCCAUUUUUCUCAUUAGUGUAAUAUGAAAAGAUAAUUGUUUGGUCAUCCUGGAAUUCUGGGAACUCCUGCCUCGUGAGUCUACCGAGAUUAUAGAAAUCUAGGUGAGCUGCCAGUGAUGGCGGUAGGAUGGACAGACUCUCCAUCUCUAAGCAUCAGUAGUUAGUUAGAUCAUGUUCUAGCAUAGCCUGUUGAUCUUAGGGAAUCCAGGGUGGUAAUUAAUGAAAAAUGGAGGGUAGAUUUAAAAGUUUAUAGAAGUUAUUGACUGUGUAGCUAUAAUAAUUUUCUUAUCUUGGUUUCUCUUUUUUUCUUCCUGUUUGGAGACAAAGUCAGAGAUUGAGUGGAACAUCAGUUUUUAGAAGUGGAGAAACCUGUCAGAUGCCACCUCCAUCAAGUGAUUACAGUUAACAUCGUCAUAGUGCAACAUGUUGACACCGUGUUCUUCCUGAUAGGAUGCACUGAGAAAGGAUGGAUAGGAUGACAGAAGAUGCUCUUCGCCUGAACCUGUUGAAGCGGAGCUUGGACCCAGCAGAUGAGCGAGAUGAUGUCCUGGCUAAGCGACUCAAAAUGGAGGGGCACGAGGCCAUGGAGCGCCUGAAAAUGUUGGCGCUGCUCAAACGGAAGGAUCUGGCGAAUCUCGAGGUGCCACACGAGUUGCCCACCAAACAGGAUGGCAGUGGUGUCAAAGGCUACGAAGAGAAGCUCAAUGGGAACCUCAGGCCUCACGGAGACACCAGGACUGCAGGGAGGCCAGGCAAAGAGAACAUCAGUGAUGAGCCUGUCGAUAUGAGUGCCAGGCGGAGUGAGCCAGACCGUGGAAGGCUGACUCCCUCCCCAGACAUCAUUGUUUUAUCUGAUAACGAGGCUUCCAGUCCCCGCUCCAGCUCCCGGAUGGAAGAAAGACUCAAAGCAGCCAACCUGGAAAUGUUUAAGGGGAAAGGCAUCGAGGAGCGACAGCAGCUCAUCAAGCAGCUGAGGGACGAGCUGCGGUUGGAAGAGGCCCGGCUGGUGCUGUUAAAGAAGCUGAGGCAGAGCCAGCUGCAGAAGGAGAACGUGGUCCAGAAGACCCCCGUUGUGCAGAACGCAGCAUCCAUCGUCCAGCCCUCUCCUGCCCACGGAGGGCAGCAGGGCCUGUCCAAGCUUCCCUCCCGGCCUGGGGCCCAAGGAGUGGAGCCGCAGAGUCUGAGAACAUUACAGGGUCACAGUGUCAUCCGCUCAGCGACCAGCACCACCCUCCCGCAUAUGUUGAUGUCCCAACGUGUUAUUGCACCAAACCCAGCCCAGCUACAGGGUCAGCGGGGCCCACCUAAGCCUGGCCUAGUACGCACCACAACACCCAGCAUGAAUCCUGCCAUCAAUUACCAGCCGCAGUCGAGUUCUUCUGUCCCCUGCCAGCGCACGACCUCCUCUGCCAUCUACAUGAACCUCGCCUCCCACAUGCAGCCGGGGACUGUGAACAGGGUGUCCUCGCCGCUUCCGAGCCCCAGCACCAUGACCGACGCCGCCAACUCCCAGGCCGCCGCCAAGCUGGCUCUUCGCAAACAGCUGGAGAAGACCCUCCUGGAGAUCCCGCCCCCUAAACCUCCUGCUCCCCUGCUUCACUUCCUGCCUAGUGCGGCCAAUAGCGAGUUCAUCUACAUGGUGGGCUUGGAAGAAGUCGUGCAGAGUGUCAUCGACAGCCAAGGCAAAAGCUGUGCCUCGCUCCUGCGGGUCGAGCCCUUUGUCUGUGCCCAGUGCCGCACAGACUUCACCCCCCACUGGAAGCAGGAGAAGAACGGUAAGAUUCUGUGUGAGCAAUGUAUGACCUCCAACCAGAAGAAGGCUCUAAAGGCUGAGCACACCAACCGGCUGAAAAAUGCUUUUGUUAAAGCCCUACAGCAGGAACAGGAAAUCGAGCAGCGACUACAGCAGCAGGCAGCCCUCUCCCCCACCGCGGCACCGGCCGUGUCCAGUGUCAGCAAACAGGAGACCAUCAUGAGACACCACACGCUUCGGCAGGCUCCACAGCCCCAGAGCAGCCUCCAGCGCGGCAUCCCCACGUCCGCUCGCUCCAUGCUCUCCAACUUCGCCCAGGCGCCCCAGCUGUCCGUGCCCGGUGGCCUCCUUGGGAUGCCAGGUGUCAACAUUGCAUACUUGAACACCGGCAUCGGGGGACACAAAGCUCCCAGUUUGGCAGACAGACAGCGGGAGUACCUUUUAGACAUGAUCCCUCCCCGGUCUAUAGCGCAGUCCAUCAGCGGGCAGAAAUAACACCUGUCCACGCGCACUGCCCCAGCCUUGAACCCUCUACCCCUCCUCUCCCAUUGCCCCCAACUCCCGUCGCAUGCAGUGCCUGUACUGGUGCCUACCAUACACGGAAAACAAACAAGACAACAGAAGACAAACUAGAAGUCAACAGGAAAACACGCGCCCUGCCCCGCCACCCUCUCUCACUGCUGCGACUCUGCGCUCUUGUCUUCUCUCCAGUUUUCUCUCUCCGGUUUUCUUUCACAGUGAGGUGCUCUUCUCCUCGGAUGAGGUCAGAGCAAGGUCCUGGGGAGAAAUCUAAGCCCUCCGGCGUGUGUCUGAAGUUUUUAUGCUCUAAUUAUUAUCAUUUUUAAUGA